AUGUCUGCACUUCUUGUUAGCAGGACUACUAUAGUGUUGGUACGCGUGAUGGGAGUGAGCUUCAUUGUUGCGCCAAAUCUCCAAGCGUGCAUUACCACUACGCAGCAACACGAUGACCUUGGUCCCUAUAUGAUCAUCUCUUGA
Messenger RNA from Plenodomus lingam JN3, 144 nucleotides. Lineage: Eukaryota; Fungi; Ascomycota; Dothideomycetes; Pleosporales; Leptosphaeriaceae. The record is from RefSeq and is a predicted model, not a curated record.